GUCCUGAUUUGUUAGAGGAUUUGUCCUUUGUAAAUGACAAAAUAUCAUGAAGUUCUUGAUAUUUUGGGGAAUCUAUAUCUUUCUUGUACUUAUUCGCUUUGGGUUUUCUAUUUCAGAGAGUUAUAUUCAUCCUGAUGAAUAUCUUCAAGGGAUUCAAGUAGUUGCUGGAAACCUCUUAAAUAUUAAGGUGGAAUAUCCCUGGGAGUUUAAGGGACGAUCUCCAAUCAGAUCAAUAGGUCCUUUAUUAAUUAUAUAUGGAUUACCUUUAAAAAUAUUUCAAUGGAUAGCAGGAGAUACUAAGGUAGAUCCAUUAUAUGUAUUUUUUCUUUUGAGGGUAUUUUUUUUUGGACUUUCAUUUUUUAUUGAUUGGUUUAUUUAUACAAGUACACCUUCGAAAUAUCGAAGAAAAGCGCUUUUGAUUUAUGCGUCAUCAUUUGUUACAUGGACAUAUCAAGUACAUACAUUUUCUAAUUCUAUUGAAACAAUUAUAGUAUCUAUUUGUUUGUUUUUGAUACAAAAAAUUAAAAUGAAUAUUCGUCCAUGGAAAUGUGUUUUAUUGGCUAUUUUUUCAAGUUUUGGUUUUUUCUCACGUAUUACAUUUCCAAUUAUACUUUUACCUUUUGUUGCUUCUUUUUCAAAGUCACUUAUUAAAAGGCCAAAAAUAAUAUUCUCAAUUAUUAAAUCUUUUAUAUUAAUGUUUCUUAUUUUUAUUCUGAUAGACUCUUUUUACUAUGCAAAUGGUUAUCGGGUUAUAAUAACACCGUUAAACAAUUUUAAGUAUAAUAGCAAAUAUAUUAAUCUGCAGAAACAUGGUAUUCAUUCAUAUUGGACUCAUUUUUUGGUAAAUCUUCCUAUACUCUUGGGACCGGCUAUAAUUCUACCGAUUAUUGUUAAAAAUAUUAAGCUUGAUCUGUAUUUGAUGAGCAGUAUUUUAUAUCUCUUGCUUUUAUCUUUAUUUCCACAUCAAGAGCUUAGAUUUUUAUUACCAGUUUUUCCUUUGUUAGUUAUAUAUUUAUCUUCAUUGGGAAACAUAAGGAAAAAAAAGACGAAAUAUCUGUUUAUAUUCUCCUGGAUCAUAUAUAAUGUCUUUCUUGGAAUUUUUCUUGGUUUUUUUCAUCAGCAUGAUGUUAUAUCUAUUAUGAUUUUUUUGAAAAAAUAUCUAGUCAAUGAUUCAUUUACAAAUGUAGUUUUUUGGAAGACAUAUCCUCCACCAACAUGGUUAUUUUUAGAUCCUCCUGAUUCAAAAAUAUCUUUUAGUCAUUUGGUAGGAUAUUCUGUUAAUAAUGUUUUAGAUUAUUUAUCUGCUGAGAAGCAAAAAGGUCUUAGAUCUAUUUUUAUUCUUCCUAUUUUAUUAGUAGAGAAACUUCCAUGUGUUUUUGAAGAAUUAAGGAAUAGUUCCUGUAAAACUAAUGUAACUUUACGUCAAAUUUUCAAAACAUCAUAUUAUAUUGGUUUAGAUGAUUCAGAUUUUAUAAACAAUAAUAUAUUUUUCGUAUUAAUGGAUUUAAUAAGAAAGAAGGGGUUAGUUGUCUGCGAGAUUACUUGAUUUUUCUUUUAUAUAAGAUUAUAAAUAGCUUUUGUUUUUUGUU
This is a messenger RNA of Pneumocystis carinii B80, 1589 nucleotides long. RefSeq lists its product as hypothetical. The transcript has 7 exons. Gene Ontology annotation, cellular component: endoplasmic reticulum membrane. The record is from RefSeq and is a predicted model, not a curated record. Gene Ontology annotation, molecular function: alpha-1,2-mannosyltransferase activity. Gene Ontology annotation, biological process: GPI anchor biosynthetic process. NCBI's taxonomy places the organism in Eukaryota, Fungi, Ascomycota, Pneumocystomycetes, Pneumocystales, Pneumocystaceae. Bases 47 to 1546 code for a protein of 499 amino acids.